Molecule: messenger RNA, 858 nt
Organism: Acanthisitta chloris (rifleman)
Lineage: Eukaryota; Metazoa; Chordata; Aves; Passeriformes; Acanthisittidae
Gene: GOLPH3L
Product: golgi phosphoprotein 3-like
Exons: 4
Coding region: 1-858 (285 amino acids)
Biological process (GO): retrograde vesicle-mediated transport, Golgi to endoplasmic reticulum; Golgi to plasma membrane protein transport; Golgi vesicle budding
Cellular component (GO): trans-Golgi network; Golgi cisterna; cytosol
Molecular function (GO): phosphatidylinositol-4-phosphate binding
Source: RefSeq, a predicted model, not a curated record
AUGACGACGCUCACGCACCGAGCGCGGCGGCUGGAGGCCAGCAGGAACACGGACAAGAGGACAGACAGUGAGGAGGAUGUGGCUGCAGACAGGGACCUCAACGAGGAUGAUCCUGAUGACUCCAAAGAUAUCCGUCUCACGCUCAUGGAGGAGGUGCUGCUGCUGGGGCUGAAGGACAAGGAGGGCUACACCUCCUUCUGGAAUGACUGCAUCUCCUCGGGGCUGCGUGGGGGCAUCCUCAUCGAGCUGGCGCUGCGCGGCCGCAUCCGCCUCGAGCCACUCUCCAGCAGGAAGAGGAGGCUCCUGGAGAGGAAGGUGCUGUUGAAGUCGGAUGCUCCGACCGGUGAUGUGUUGUUGGAUGAGACUCUCAAGCACAUCAAGGCCACAGAGACUGCAGAAACAGUUCAGACCUGGAUAGAGCUGCUUACUGGAGAGACCUGGAACCCCUUCAAGCUGCAGUACCAGCUACGGAACGUGCGUGAACGCAUCGCCAAGGCUCUGGUGGAGAAGGGAAUCCUCACCACGGAGAAGCAGAACUUCCUCCUCUUUGACAUGACCACCCACCCCGUGAGCAAUGCCAGCGAGAAGCAGCGCUUGGUGAAGAAGCUGCAGGAAAGUGUCUUGGAGCGUUGGGUGAAUGACCCUCAGCGCAUGGAGCGUAGGACUUUAGCCCUCCUGGUCCUGGCUCACUCCUCAGAUGUGCUGGAGAACGUUUUUGGCAACCUGGCAGAUGAUAAGUAUGAUGUGGCAAUGAACAGGACCAAGGAUCUGCUCGAUAUGGACCCUGAGGUGGAAGCUGCCAAAGCUAAAGGCACUGAGAUGAUCUGGGCAGUCCUGGCAGCCUUCAAUAAAUCCUAA